AUGCUGCUGCAUUCCAGCAUCCCACCCAGAAGCCCUGCCACCAUCGCCAUCAGGCCUAAGAGAAAGGCUAAAGGGGAUGCUAAAGGAGAUAAGGCCAAGGUAAAGGACGAACCACAGAGAAUAUCCACCAGGUUAUCAGCUAAACCUGCUCCUCCAAAGCCAGAGCCCAAGACUAAAAAGGAUUCUGGGAAGAAGGGAGAGAAAGUACCGAAAGGGAAAAAGGGGAAAGUUGAUGCUGGCAAGGAUGAGAAUAACCCUGCAGAAAAUGGAGAUGCCAAAACAGACCAGGCACAGAAAGCUGAAUGUGCUGGAGAUGCCAAGUGAAGUGUGUGCAUUUUUUAUAGCUGUCUAUAUCUGGUGACUGUACAGUUUGAAAUACUAUUUUUAUCAAGUUUUAUAAGAAUGUAGAAUUUUGUUUCACUUUUUUUUUAAGCUAUGUUGUUAGCACACAGAACACGUCAUUGUAAUUUUUUGGGGAGCGGACAUAUUGUACUAAUAGAAUGUCUCCAAAGCUGGACUGACAUUGGGGGAAAAACACUUUUCCUUUCCAGUUUUGAGAAACUUCCUCUUGGAUUCUGGAAGGAGGGAUCUCUUGAUGUUGACACACAUUAGCCAUCUUGGCACAAACACCUUGUCGUGUGGGAGAACUAAAAUUCAUUUUUAUGUCCUUUUCUCCCUCUCCACUUUAAGCAUAGACUUUGGCUCUCUUAAGCCCAGAGAUGUAUGGGGACCUGACUCCCCCCAAAAAAUUGAUUUACAGUGUGCUGGACAAUCUGGACUUACCAGUGUCACCAUUGAGAUGGCAUCCCUCAAAAGAGCUGCAGUUCCUUAAUAGAUUGUGGAUCUACAGAUUGAUAUUCUCUGCCAUUUUCAUUUCAUUUCUUGAAAGUCAGGCUCGGUUUGUGAAAAGUUGUUAAACAACAUGCUUAAUGUGAAAUAUCAACCCUCACUCUGAACUUUCCCUGUUCAGAGCAUCAGCUGAAGACUUCACUGUGUUU
Messenger RNA from Myotis daubentonii (Daubenton's bat), 998 nucleotides. Its product is annotated as non-histone chromosomal protein HMG-17-like. The transcript has a single exon. Lineage: Eukaryota; Metazoa; Chordata; Mammalia; Chiroptera; Vespertilionidae. Bases 1 to 324 code for a protein of 107 amino acids. The record is from RefSeq and is a predicted model, not a curated record.